Molecule: messenger RNA, 3138 nt
Organism: Anthostomella pinea
Lineage: Eukaryota; Fungi; Ascomycota; Sordariomycetes; Xylariales; Xylariaceae
Source: the annotation of a GenBank genome assembly
AUGGGGUUCAUCCCGUGGGCUACAUCACCAAGUUCAACGUUUGAGAAGUCUCUGUACGACCUCAUAAGAGGUCUGAGAAACCACAAAGGCAACGAGAGGGAGUACCUCCAAAACUGCCUGAAGGAAUGUCGGUCCGAGGUGCGAAGCCAGGACUUGGACCUGAAGGCAACUGCUUUGCUGAAGUUGAUAUAUCUGGAGAUGUUCGGCCAUGACAUGUCGUGGGCCGCCUUCAACGUUCUCGAAGUUAUGGCCUCGCCCAAGUACCAUCAGAAGCGAGUUGGUUACCUCGGCGCCAUCCAGAGCUUCCGUACGGAUACCGAGGUUUUGAUGCUGGCAACAAAUCUCCUCAAGAAGGAUUUGACGGCCGCAUCGACGACAACCAUAGCUCUUCCGAUCGUUACUCUUCCGCAUGUCAUCACUCCGUCCCUCGCCCUCUCGGUUCUCCCCGAUCUCUUACCUCGACUAAGCCAUACUCACCCUGCCGUUCGGAAAAAGACCAUUGUGACGCUAUACCGACUGGCCCUAGUGUACCCAGAGACUCUACGGGCCGCAUGGCCGAAGAUCAAGGAAAGGCUGAUGGACAAGGCCGAGGACCCCAGCGUUACGGCUGCCAUUGUGAACGUUAUAUGCGAGCUGGGGUGGCGACGCCCUCAUGACUUCCUUCCCCUAGCCCCUAGACUCUUCGAAUUGCUCGUCGACAGUGGUAACAAUUGGAUGGCCAUAAAGUUGAUUAAGCUGUUUGCUACCUUGACGCCGUUAGAGCCAAGGCUUGCUCGAAAGCUGCUGCCUCCUCUGACGGAAAUUAUCCGGACGACUCCAGCCAUGUCCCUGCUCUACGAGUGUAUCAACGGCAUAAUACAGGGCGGUAUCUUGGGUAGCGGUGAUGACGCUGAUGGCAGAGAGGAGAUCGCCACCCUCUGUGUGAACAAACUCCGCAGUAUGAUCAUGAUAGAUGGAGAUGCUAACCUGAAAUAUGUGGCGCUCCUUGCAUUCAAUAAGAUCGUCAUCACUCAUCCCUGGCUCGUGGCUCAGCAAGAGGAUGUCAUUCUAGAAUGUAUCGACAGUACCGAUAUAUCGAUCCGCAUAAAAGCACUAGACCUUGUCCAAGGUAUGGUCGACAAUGACAACCUGGUCUCCAUUGUUAGUCGUCUUAUGAGGCAACUAAAAUUGGCAUCAUCGAGAGAUCGCAGGGUUGCUCCCAAUCCUUCAGGCGCAGGCCCAAGCCCAGGCGACUCAGAUGAAGACGAUUUCGAAGGUACAAUCAGUCCAGCGCAGGGGACAGCAGACCAGGCACCUCCACUCCCGGAUGAUUACAAGACGGACGUCAUCAACAGGAUUUUGGAUAUGUGUUCGCAGAACAACUACGGCUUCCUGGAUGACUUUGAGUGGUACAUUGACAUACUGAGUCAACUGGUGCGGACUGCUCCUUUACCUCGACAAAUCAAUGACACGGAAACUUCUCCGCCACCAGGGAAAUAUAGGAUUGGAGACAUCUCCGAGAAAAUCGGGAAUGAAGUACGCAACAUCGCUGUCAAAGUGCAGGCUAUUCGGAGUGCUUGUGUUCAAGCCGCCGAAGAAAUUGCAACCCAGCUCAACAGAGACACGGCAGGUGGGCAUUCCAUCGUCUCUGGAGCAAUGAGUCCAGUCGCCUGGGUUAUCGGUGAAUUCGCCUCCGAGUUAUCUGCACCAGAGGAUAGCCUAGGGCUCCUGCUUCGGUUGAUAUCAAGAAUAAGCUCCCCAGAACCCCUUGCAGCCUGCCUGCAAGCAGCCAUGAAGGUCUUCUCCUUAGUUGCUGGAGACCAGCUUGCCUCCUGGACCGCUGAGCGCAAAUCCAAGAUACUAUUGUUGAUGGCUCGCAUAGUCCAUACCUGCGAGCCCUUGGCACUACAUCCAAAUCUCGAAGUCCAAGAACGGGCAGUGGAAUUCGCGGAACUGCUCAAGCUAACAGCUGAAGCUGCGUCCGGCCAAGAGACGUCGACUGAUACUCUCCACCAGGACCCUCCGUUGCUGCUUACACAAGCGAUGCCAUUGCUGUUCGCAGGGUGGGAGUUGCAUUCAGUUGCCUUAGGGGCUCAGAAGAAUGUUCCGCUUCCAGAUGGCUUGGAUCUGGAUGAACCGAUCAACCCAAAUCUGAACUACCUACUCUCAUCUGCGGACUCAAUACCGAUUCCUGCGGAUGAAGAAGAUGAGUUCGAGACGUACUACAAUCAGCGACCACCUCCAACAAGUAUAGUAUCCGAGCCUGCCAUCAAUCGACUGGCCGAUGGACGUAAUGAGGUCGCUGGCUCUUAUCAACAACCGAUCGAGGAAACAUAUCUGGAUGCAGAUAUUCUAGCCAAACGCAAGGCAGAGCGGUCAGAGAAGAACCGUGAUGACCCAUUCUACAUUGGCGAACCCAGUUCGAUUCACAGGUCAUCAACACCUAUACACAACAUACUUCAGAACUCCAACGGGCCUGACUUGGAUGUCGACUCGAUCCCUAUCAUGGAGCUCGAUCUGAACAGACUGAGUGCGGAUGUCAACAAGUCGCCGGCCCAAGCGUCAAAGCGGACCAAACCGAAACCGCGGCAGAAGAUCGUGAUCGCUGCGGACGAAAAUCUCGGCAACAGCGGUCAGAGUACGCCCAGGAACUAUGACUCCGAGAACAACUCGGACAGCAACGCUGCCAAGGCGCGUGCGAGGAAGCUCAAGCAGUCCUUCCUGGCCGUCGACUCGACGAACAUCGGCGCGCUCAACCUUGAAGGCGACCCGGAUAGCGGCGCCUACGACCCUGAAACGCAGCAGCGCGAAGAAGCCGAGAUGGCGCGGGCGGUGAAGGAGGUCGAGCGCCUGCGGCUCGAGAUGCAGCGCGCCAACGAGCGCAUCCAGGUCGCGCAGGGCGUCGACGCCGCCGGCACCGUCGUCGUCCGGAAGAAGGCGAAAAAGCCCAGCAAGGCCAUGGUUGCCGGAGACGGUGACCAAAACGAGGCCGCGGCUGAGGCUGACGUCGUCAAGCCCGCCAAGAAAAAGAAAAAGAAGGUCGCGCCUAUAGAUGACGGCGAUGGCGACGGCGGUGCAGCGUCGGCAGAGUCGCAGGGGGUGGUGAAGCCCAAGAAGAAGAAGAAAGCUAAACCGGCUGAGAUACAGGAAACGGCAUAG